Molecule: messenger RNA, 3146 nt
Organism: Protobothrops mucrosquamatus (brown spotted pit viper)
Lineage: Eukaryota; Metazoa; Chordata; Lepidosauria; Squamata; Viperidae
Gene: FNBP4
Product: formin binding protein 4
Exons: 16
Coding region: 14-2791 (925 amino acids)
Molecular function (GO): protein binding
Source: RefSeq, a predicted model, not a curated record
UCCUCAAGUUAACAUGCCGGUUGGUCCUGUACCUGUCAAACCAACAGGUGGCUUGUGUUUGCUUGGUACAUAUGAAGACAGUGAUGAUGAAGACAGCGAGAUGACCGAGAAAGCAGCACAAUCUGCAGAUGCAAAUGGAAAUAAUUCAGCAGACAUCGAUAGUACUCUGGCUAAUUUUCUAGCGGAGAUAGAUGCAAUUACCGCUCCUUCCCAACCUCAUGAAGCCACUGUGCCAACUACAGCUCCACCACCAACUCCUCCCCGGCCAGAACCCAAGGAGUCUGCUACCAGUCAGGUUUUGGUAACUGCAAAUGGAACAGACCAAGUAGCUGCAUGGCAAUAUGACACUCAGUGCUCAUUGGCAGGAGUGGGAGUAGAAAUGGGAGACUGGCAGGAAGUUUGGGAUGAAAACACAGGCUGCUAUUAUUACUGGAACAUUCAAACAAAUGAAGUUACUUGGGAACUACCUCAGUAUCUUGCAACACAAGUCCAGAAUCUCCAACAUUACCAACACAGUUCUGUAAUAGAGGCUGAUGAAAGCUACCCCGUGGCUACAGAUAUCAGUUCUCAGGGGAAAGGUGGAGGUGGUACUAAUAGUACCAUUGCUGUUCCUGCUGCUGGUAGUAUUGGACGUAGGACAAUUCCUUCAAAACGUGAACUGAGAAAGGAAGUGAAUGAAGGCAUCCAGGCACUAUCAAGCAGUGAAGAAGAGAAAAAGGGAGUGGCUGCAUCUCUGCUGGCUCCUUUGCUUCCUGAGGUGGUGAAGGAGGAAGAGGAGCGCUGGAGGCGGAAGGUCAUAUGUAAAGAGGAGGUGGAGCCAUUGAUGGAAGAAGAUGUAACAGUAGAACCAACAACAGCCAUUUCUGAUCAGCAGCUGGAAGGUGUUCAUGAUAUUGGGGAAGACCCCUCUCAGGAAGACUUGUGUAGUGUGGUGCAAUCAGGAGAAAGUGCAGAGGAAGAAGAAGAAGAAGAGCAGGACACUCUGGAACUGGAAAUGGUAUUGGAGAGGAAGAAGGCAGAAUUACGAGCUUUGGAAGAAGGUGAUGGGAGUGUUUCAGGCUCCAGUCCACUUUCUGAUGCAAGUCAAUCAGAUCUAACACGGCGGUUGCUACCAAAGCAAGGGAAAUGGAAGCUGUUUGGAGUUGCUAGUCCUGAAUCUACAAGCCGAGGGUCUAGCAAGACAGGCCAAGAUAGUCCUGAGCCUGGAGAAACUGCUGUGAAGGAAGAACCAGAAACCGCUGAUGACAACUUGGGCCCUGGGCCAGACGUGGAAGAACUUCAAGACAAAGUGAAAACACAAGGGGUUUUCAAGGUAGAAGAUGAAGAGCAGGACUUAAAGUUUCAGAUUGGAGAGCUGGCCAAUAUGUUGAUAAGCAAGCUGGAGUUCUUGGGCAUCAGUAGACAGUCGAUCUCUAACUUCCACAUGCUACUGUUGCAGACUGAGACUCGUAUUGCAGAUUGGCGGGAAGGUGCUCUCCAAGGAAAUUACCUCAAACGCAAAUUACAAGAUGCAGCUGAACAGCUAAAACAGUAUGAAAUAAACGCCGCCCCUAAAGGCUGGUCCUGCCACUGGGACAGGGAUCAUAGACGCUAUUUCUAUGUUAACGAGCAGUCAGGCGAAUCCCAGUGGGAGUUCCCAGAUGGGGAGGAGGAGGAGGAAGGACAAAUCCUAGAGAAUAAAGCAGAAGCUCUUCCCAAACAAGCAUUGAAGGAGAAAAUUGAGUCUGGUGAGGAAUCUACUGAUAAUGCUACAGGUACAGGUACUGUUUCUAAAGAAUCUCUUUCUAGUCAAGCUGGAGCUACUUCUCUGGUGCCUCUCAGUCCAUUUUGGACUGUUCUUCAGCCCUCUGUCCCAGUUCUGCAACCCCCUUUACCCUUAGAAAUGCCACCACCCCCACCACCCCCUCCAGAAUCACCCCCGCCACCCCCUCCCCCUCCCCCACCUCCUGGAGAAGAUGGAGAAAUACAGGAAGUAGAAAUGGAAGAUGAGGGAGAUGAAGAGCCACCAGCACCAGGAACAGAGGAAGAUGCUGUUCUAAAACCUCUCCUUCGACCAGCUGUUGCCAACAGCCAGACCAACUCUGAGACCAGUGUAUCCACAACUUCCGCUAAACCUUUAAAAAGAAAAGCUUCCGAAAUGAAUGCGGGACUGGUGCAGCGAGCAGCAACUAUUGGAAGUUGUCCGGUGCUUUAUGGCCAGUCAGUAAUAGGUGGAAGUGAGUUUCAUUCCUCUGAUGUUUGGACAUUUCUCAUUCUUUAUGCUAUUGUGUAUUCAGGCCAACAAGCCCAUGGGGUGAGUUUACAAUCAAGUUACCUUGGAGUACCACAGCCAGCUCUCAUAGGCUAUUCAGACUGCAGUGCCUCAGGGGGACUUCCUGCCAGCACAACACAGCCUGUUCCUUCGCAAGGAGCUCCAUCUGCCACUGCAGAACAUCUGCCGCCACCGCCACCACCGCCGCCGCCUCCUCCUCAGUCACCACCUCCACAAGUUCCAAAGUCAUUACCUCUGGAGAAAUCAAAAAAAAUGAGAAGAGGUAGCAAGAGGAAAAAAAAUAAGACGAAGAUGCCAUCUCUGGUAAAGAAGUGGCAGAGCAUUCAGCGGGAAUUGGAUGAGGAGGAAAACUCCAGCUCUAGUGAUGAAGAUCGGGAAGUGAUGUCACAGAAGCGAAUAGAAGAAUGGAAACAGCAGCAAUUAAUCACUGGUAUGGCAGAAAGAAAUGCCAAUUUUGAGGCUUUGCCUGAAGACUGGAGAGCUCGACUCAAGAGGCGGAAAAACACUUCAAACACAUGAGCUUUUUUUUAACCAUUCAUGUACAGUUCAGAACCUUUUACUGUUGGAUCUGUUGUAACUUUGAAGAUACUUAUUUCAGUUCAAUUACCUGAGAGAGAAUUUUGUUGGACUUGGGAAUCUUUUGGAGAUAUACUUUGGCAAAUAGGCCUGUGAAAUGAUGGUUAGGCUUGAUACUUCUAUGUUAAGCAGCUCCCAUUUCAGACAGCUGACACACUAUUCUGUCCAGUUCCCUGGUGGAGCACAUAACAAUAACUGAUUGAUGCACUUUGGCUGGUUCCAUUUCUUACUCCACAUUUGCUUUUUCAAGUACUGUAAUGUGUCUAGCUGUAAUUUGCCACUUGCAUUUUUUGAAAAA